Momordica charantia (bitter melon) is the source of this 915-nucleotide messenger RNA. RefSeq lists its product as uncharacterized. The record is from RefSeq and is a predicted model, not a curated record. Lineage: Eukaryota; Viridiplantae; Streptophyta; Magnoliopsida; Cucurbitales; Cucurbitaceae.
AUGGAAAAUCUUCAGUUCCUCGGAAUCUGUGGAAUUCUCCAAGAAACUUUCAAAUUGAUACACAAAGGGAGAAGAAUCUUCACCCAAAUCACUCUUGCCUUCAUUCUUCCCCACUCUCUCUCAGUUUUUGCCCACAUCCAAUUAUCCAUUUUCUUCGCACCCAAAUUCCAUAAACUCUCCGACGUCGUAUCCUCUAAAUCAAUCUGCUAUGCUCUCUUCAACUUCGUUAUCUUCAUCGUCUCCACCGUCUUCCUCCUCCUCUCCACUUCCGCCGUCGCCUACACAGUCGCCUCCAUCCACACAGCACGCGACGUCGCGUUCGAGCACGUGAUCGCCGUCGUGCCGAAGCUCUGGAGGCGGCUUCUCCCCACCUUCAAAUGCGUGUUGACAUAUUUUUUCGCCUUCAACUUGGGAGCUUUCUUUACUCUCUUCCUGAGAAUUUUGAUAGCCGUUUUUGUGAACGGGCCAAACGCCUUCGCGGACGACGACGAAGACCCGGCCGACAUCGGGACGCUUCUUUUCUACUACAUCGUCUUCUACUGCGUGGGGUUGACGAAGUUCUGGGAACUGUCGAGUGUGGUGUCGGUUCUUGAAGAUGUGUGUGGGUCGGAAGAAGCCAUGGCGAGAAGCAGCGCGCUGCUUAAGGGGAACAUGAGGAUGGCCGCAGUGCUGAUGGGUUUGUUGUGUGCUCCUUUUGCUGUGGUUCAGAUUCUGUUUUGCUAUCUGGUUGCGGCAGUGGGGGUGGCGGGAAAGGGUAUUUUGGGGAUUGUCUGGGUGUUGUCGAUUUUGGUGUUUGUUUUGGUGAAGCUUGUGGUGGAUACUUUGUUGUAUUUUGUCUGUAAAUCUUAUCACCAUGAGAGUAUUGAUAAGUUGGCUCUCUCCUGCCAUCUUCAAGGUUGUGUUCCGGCCUGUUAG